CCGAACAACGAACUGCAUGGCAAAACUCACGCUGAGUACUUUGGUCAGGAAUCCCUCCUGAACAACUUUAUUGCCUCGCACUGUAAAAAGGCGGGCAAACCCGAUCCCGUAGAAGACUCCCUCAAUGAAGCCGAGAAGCCAAUGCCGGGCAUCAACACAGGUCCGAUGUUGGACGAUGAUACCAGCCGGGACCUCGGCACCAUGACCACCAAACAUCAGUGCCAACACUGUUUGCGAGUCUUCUCAAACUCCAGCAACCUCAAAACGCAUCUCCGACUGCACACAGGGACAAAACCGUACAAAUGUCGUUUCUGUGAUAAGACUAGUGCUACGGCGAGCAAUAUUCAAACUCACGAACGCAUCCACACCGGCGUGAGACCUUUCAAGUGUGACGUCUGCGGCUCCGAGUAUGCCACUUCAAGCAACCUCAAGGUAUUUUUAGGUUGUGUAGACGCACUGCUAAUAAUGGCUCUCGUCUUUACCCAUCGCAGAACCCAUUUUGGAACACGACCCUUCGCAUGUCGUCUCUGCGGCAAAGGCUUCUGUACCUCGAGCAAUUUAAUAACCCAUCUGCGGGCGCAUUGGGGUCUGCGCCUCUAUCCCUGCCCCACCUGUGGCCGACUAUUUUCUACCUCAAGCAAUCUGCGCGUGCACGUUCGGGUAGGUCUGGAGCAACUUAUCGCCCAAACUUUUAUAUCCGCUUUCCCUUUUCUCCCUUUUAUAGGCAUUUGUGUGUUGGGGCAAUUUCGUUCUCGUUCGAGAAGAGGUUCACAAGUUGUUGCCUCUAAAGGCCUCCUUUUAUCGUUAGGCCCGCAGACAAAGUACAGCGUCUUCAGCGGGCCAGGCGUCUAA
Dibothriocephalus latus is the source of this 852-nucleotide messenger RNA. The record is from the annotation of a GenBank genome assembly. Lineage: Eukaryota; Metazoa; Platyhelminthes; Cestoda; Diphyllobothriidea; Diphyllobothriidae.